Messenger RNA from Yamadazyma tenuis ATCC 10573, 1282 nucleotides. It is a transcript of the gene BET2, whose product is annotated as Rab geranylgeranyltransferase. NCBI's taxonomy places the organism in Eukaryota, Fungi, Ascomycota, Pichiomycetes, Serinales, Debaryomycetaceae. The record is from RefSeq and is a predicted model, not a curated record. Gene Ontology annotation, biological process: protein geranylgeranylation. Gene Ontology annotation, cellular component: Rab-protein geranylgeranyltransferase complex. Gene Ontology annotation, molecular function: Rab geranylgeranyltransferase activity.
ACUCCAUGACCCUCGCAAGACUCAAACACAUCCAGUACGUCAAAAACGUCGAUGACGCUACCAGCAGGCAGUCAUUUGAGUACUGGCUCUCGGAGCAUCUCCGAUUGAAUGGAAUGUAUUGGGGGGUGAUGGCUCUUGUUGGCCUCAAAUCUCUCGACACCUUACCCAAACCCCAGGUGAUUGAAUACGUUCUUUCAUGUUAUGAUGCCAAAUCCGGCGGGUUUGGUGCUUACCCCCAGCACGACGGGCACAUUCUCUCGACGCUAUCGGGACUACAGAUUCUUUUGAUUUACGACUCGCUCCACACCAUUGACGACAAAAGAGCCCAAAUCACCAAAUUCAUCAAGGAUCUCCAACUCCCCGAUGGGAGCUUUCAAGGCGACUCAUACGGAGAGGUCGACACCCGGUUUGUGUACAACGCCGUCAGCUCGCUCUCGAUUCUUGGUCAGUUGACUGAAGACGUUGUGGAAAGAGCAUCUCAGUUUCUUGUCAGGUGCGAAAACUUUGAUGGUUCUUAUGGCAUGGAGCCGGGCGCAGAGAGCCAUGCGGCCCAGGUGUUCACGGUGGUGGGGGCGUUGGCCAUCAUGGAUAAGUUGCACCUUGUGAAGCACGACAAGUUGGCGACAUGGUUGAGUGAACGGCAGGUGAAGGAAGGAGGGUUCAAUGGACGGCCUGAAAAGUUGCCUGAUUCGUGCUACAGCUGGUGGGUGUUGAGUCCACUUACGAUCUUGGGCCACCAGAACUGGGUGGACUUGGCACGUUUGGGUGAUUUCAUUUUGGGAUGUCAGGACGAGGAAAUAGGAGGGUUUAGUGACCGUAAAGACAACCAGACCGAUAUUUACCAUACUUGUUUUGCCAUAAUGGGACUAAGUCUUGCCGACCAUGAACUAUAUGAUCUCGAGGCCAUUGACCCGGUAUACUGCAUGCCUUACUCAGCUACUCAAAAGAUUCAGAAGUGGCCGUAUGCUGGACGUGAAUGAUUAUCGAGAAGUUAAGGGGCCUCAUAUCGCCGGUUCGUCUAGCGAUCAUCUAUGUAAGCAUGUCAUUCAGAAGUAUAUUGCAAAUCUCAGGAUACUGCAAAUCGCAUGUUACUGCAAAUCUCAUGAUACUGCAAAUCACAUGAAGGUUGCACAUCUCUUAUAUAAUGUCGCCAUAUAUUUUAUUUUAAAGAUAAAUGUCGUUUGGCAUCGCGCCUCCAUAACAGAUAUUUUGCAGCUGUAGUCACGAACAUACGCGGUUAUCUCGCGAUGAUUCACUGAUGUCGCAAGUCUGUCACUUGAAG